AGUCUCAAUAUGGACUUGUAAGUUUAUCACAUGUCACCAAUACCCUACACGAGUUCAACGUCCUUGGUGGGUGCACUUGAGGCUACGUGUCACUAUCAUUUUAAUCGCAGGGCGGUAGUCGCCCGAAACUCAACCUGAGGUAGGAUGGUGACCUCGAAGCUUCGCCCGUUGGAUCAGCGAGCAAAACAACUCGCGCAGGUGUAUGCUGCGCACCGACCUCUGGUACAACGAGGACUCACGGUUGGCUUCGUCUUGUACGUGCUAAUGGCCGCAUAUCGUGGUCUUGCCGCCCGCCCAACCACAAGGAGGGACAAGGAGAAGGACUCGGCAGAUCGAAAGGACGGAAAGCCCGCCCGUGUCGCCGUUGAUGCCAUAUUUUAUCAAAGGUUGGGUAUCAUCUUGCGUAUUGUUAUACCAAGCAUACACUCCAAGGAGGCCCUGUUACUUUUCAUGCAUUCAAGCCUCCUCAUUUUCCGUACUGCCAUCUCGUUGUAUGUUGCCGCUUUAGACGGAAAAAUUGUUGCAUCUCUCGUGCGCGGGCAGUCUCUCCAAUUUCUCCUCAACAUAAUACGAUGGUUGUUGGUUGCAAUUCCGGCUACUUGGACGAACAGCUGGCUUAGCUACGUCCAGAACAAGCUCGCUCUCGCAUAUCGUACCCGACUGACCAAAGAAGUGCUUAAGAUGUACCUUGGUGAUGAAGCAGAUGGCCCAGAGGGCAAAGUUUAUUAUAAACUUUCUAAUCUUGACGACAGGAUAAAGAAUGCUGACCAGAUGAUAACUCACGAUAUUCAACGGUUCUCCACGCACCUUGCAGUAAUUUACGCGAACCUCGCGAAGCCAAUCCUUGACGUGAUACUUUACAACUACCAACUGUCACAGAACGUAGGGGCAGAGGGUCUUGUCCUUCUCACUGUUUUAGUUCAGACAUCUGCUGCGCUAUUACGUGCUCUAACUCCUUCCUUUGGGACAUACACAGCUCAAUCAGCUGCGUUGGCCGGCUCGCUUCGACAUACACAUUCUCGCCUCUCCGAGUUCGCAGAGGAGAUCGCCUUUUUUGGUGGCGAAGAGACGGAGAAGCGGCUAAUCGAACGUGAAUAUGCAGCACUCGUUCAACACGAACAAGGAGUAAUGAAUAAGAGAUGGUGGUACGGGUGCGCGGAAGAAGGUAUUGUCAAGUGGCUGUGGGGCAGCUUUGGGCUUGUCGUCUGCGCAAUUCCUGUUUUCUUCAAGUUGCCUGGAAUAUCAAAUUUCGACCUAGGUAGCCGCACAGAAGGUUUCGUGACAAACCGAAGACUACUUCUUUCUUCAUCAGAUGCCAUAGGUCGCGUGAUGUACUCGUAUAAAGACCUGGCGGAUCUCGCGGGCUACACUUCACGAGUAUCCCUUUUGCUUGACACUAUGUCAGACAUGCGAAAGGGCAAGUUCGAGAAGAGUCUUGUGAGUGGUGCGACUGAAGGAGAGAAUGGAGAGAUUUUGCGAAGCCGCGGACAAGUUCUCCUCUCGGACGAUAUUCAAUUUGAGAACGUCCCAAUCGUUACGCCAAAUGGUGACAUUCUCUUGAGAAGUUUAACCUUUCACGUCAAACCUGGGGAACACCUGUUGAUUGUUGGUCCAAAUGGUUCUGGGAAGUCUUCGCUGUUCCGCAUCCUGGGCGGCCUCUGGCCUGUUUACGGCGGCAUUGUUCGGAAGCCCCCCGCGUCAGAUUUUAUGCUCAUACCCCAACGACCCUAUCUUUCACUCGGAACUCUCCGUGACCAAGUUAUUUAUCCGCACUCACAACAAGACAUGGUGGCCCGUGGAGUGACAGACGCGGACCUCCUCGCGGUACUUGAAAGGGUCCAGAUGGGAAGCAUCGUUGAGCGAGAAGGGGGUUGGGAUGUUGCGCACGAGUGGAGAGACGCGCUUAGCGGAGGCGACAAGCAGAAGAUCGCUUGGGCACGACUCUUCUAUCACAGACCCAAGUAUGCCAUUCUUGACGAGGCAACCUCACUCGUCCCUCCUGACAUGGAGGGUACGAUGAUGGAACAGGCAACUGCCCUCGGGAUUACGCUACUCACUGUAUCUCAUCGCCCAUCACUGUGGAAGUAUCACUCAACGAUCUUGCAACUGGAUGGUCAGGGCGGAUAUAUCUUCACGCAACUGGAUGCAGAGAAACGUUUGGCGAUUCAAGAAGAGAAGCAGUAUCUAGAGACCAAACUGCUUGAAAUACCGAAGAUGAAGUUACGUCUCGCUGAACUGCGGCUUAUCGCGGAUGCAAAUAGAAGUAUAUAGUAAUUUUGACUGUGCGGACAUAUUAUUAUUAUUAUGGGCCACCAAUAAAUUUUCUAAGGGGCA
This is a messenger RNA of Suillus subaureus, 2334 nucleotides long. RefSeq names its product ABC transporter transmembrane region 2-domain-containing protein. The coding region runs from base 145 to 2271 and encodes 708 amino acids. Lineage: Eukaryota; Fungi; Basidiomycota; Agaricomycetes; Boletales; Suillaceae. Gene Ontology annotation, molecular function: ATP hydrolysis activity; ATP binding; ABC-type transporter activity. Gene Ontology annotation, biological process: peroxisome organization; long-chain fatty acid import into peroxisome; very long-chain fatty acid catabolic process. Gene Ontology annotation, cellular component: peroxisomal membrane. The transcript is spliced from 17 exons. The record is from RefSeq and is a predicted model, not a curated record.